This is a messenger RNA of Blastocystis hominis, 7845 nucleotides long. RefSeq lists its product as hypothetical. Gene Ontology annotation, molecular function: calcium ion binding. The record is from RefSeq and is a predicted model, not a curated record. Gene Ontology annotation, cellular component: membrane. Lineage: Eukaryota; Bigyra; Opalinata; Blastocystidae. The transcript has 3 exons. Bases 1 to 7845 code for a protein of 2614 amino acids.
AUGGAACCAAGUUCUACCAUUCUCUCCGUCUACGAAGCCCAAUUUCGUUAUCGUUACGGCAUUGUGGUGCACAUCAAUGGCAAUGAAGUCUACCGAGAUAACCUCCCUGAAGGACCGAUCACCGCUACCACCACAGCAACCGGAGAGUACAGCACCUACUCCUACCAUUCCAUCAUCCGUCCUGCCUCCGAAAUCGCCUCCACCACGAACAUCCUCGCCGUGGAACUCCACUUUUUCAGCAUCGCAGUGACGUCCCCGGUGCUUUUCAACGCCUUCCUCUCCAUGUAUGCUCACUCUCGGCCGCGCACGAACUGCUUCGUGUAUGCCGGUCUGCUGGACCCCAGCGUUCCUUACUUCGACUUCAACCUGCAGUCGGGCGACGCGAUCAGCCAGCUCCCUGCCUCCUUCGCGUACAGCCUCUCUUCGACGAUGUACGUGAACGGCGUGGCGGUCUGGUAUCCGAGCGACACGACCUCCUCCAUCACGUCGUUCAGCCUGUAUCGGAUCGAAGACGAGAGUGAAGAGCUGCUUCUCGACAUCGACACGCCCUUCUACGUCCCGGGAAUGCUCAACACCUUCACGACCAGCGAAGCUGUCCUCGCCUCCCAGGCGUUCCGACUGAAAGUCGACGGCGUGUCCUCGCUCCCCGCCACGCUGUUCGAAGUGCAGCUCAUGACCUGCUCGCUGGGCACGCUCAGCUCGAUCGCCUUUCCGCAGAGCAGCUACGUGUACGAUAUAUCGCUGGAGGAAGUGGACAUCCACCCUUCGGUGCUGUACAUCACGGACUGCUCGCUCUCUGGAUCGCUUCCUGCGGGAUUAGCGUUUGAUUCUUCGACCUGCACGAUCUCGGGAAUCCCCACGGAGAAUCUCCCGGAAACCCCGUUCACGAUGUCGACGACGUGGAACGGCGGAACGAUCCAAGGCAGCUUCACGCUCCGCUUGACAAACUUCAACAACCAUCGUUAUUUGUUGGUGCGGAAGCGAAGCAUGCAGUAUGCGAACCGCGAGAGCUUCUCGAUCCUAUCGAACGGCGUGGUGGUGGUGAACAGCCCGGCUCUUUCGAACGGACAGCUGCAGGAGUUCGUGUACACGAUCCCGCGUUCUUCGGACGAUCUGUACGAGUUGGUGUUGUAUCACACGUCGUCGCGAUGGUACGCGGGAUCGUGGAUCGAGCUGGUUAACGGCGACGAGACGAUCGUGUUCAAAGGGUUUAUGACGACCGAUCGCGAGGACCACUACUUCUUCUCUCUCUACACGCCGAUCUCCGAUGAGUCUCUCUGGUCGCACUCCACGACCGUCACAUCGAUGGGAUGGUAUCUCCCCGACUACGACAUCUCUGCCUGGGAGUCGAUCACGCUCUCGCAGAGCACUGUGCCCGGAAUCCCGCGGUACUACCGCACAUCCUUCACCGGCAUGGCCUCCAUGGCCGCCUACCACCUCAACUUGAAAUAUCGGUAUGGAAUCAUCGUGUAUGUCGGGGGAUCGGAGAUCUACCGAGACCAAAUCGGCGAUACGGUGGUUCCCAGCACCGUGACGACCAGUCUGCCCGGGUAUUCCAGCUAUGAAGUGCAUCGCGUGGUUCGAAGCGGAAGCGAGGUGAGCAGCAGCUCGGUCAGUCUUGCGUUUGCUCUCUAUUUCCCCUCGCUUUCGUCGAGCUAUUCGCUGGACGCAAUGGUGAUGCUGCACUUGCUCCAUCCGUCCGUUUCGGGAACGUACUGCUAUUUGUACCCCUACGGAACCUCCACUGCGGCGAACACCAACGAUUUCAACGUCAACACGGACGUUACGUUCUCCUCCUUCCCCUAUGCGAUCACCUACACGUUCGAUGGGAGCUUGGAGAUCAACGGACUCAAUUUCAUCUUCAGCUCGAUGGACGAAGCGCCGUCGGAGUAUCGCGUGGAAGGCUAUCGUGGAAAUUCCUGGGUCACGCUGUUCAGCAAGGAGUACCGGCAUAACAAGAAGAACGAUGUGAUCUCGUUCGUGGCAAGCAACACGUACAAGCAAGUGAAGGUCUCCGUGCUCGCUCCGUCGAUGGAGCAAACCGUCACGAUCGCCGAGUUCCAUCCUCUGGUCUGCACGGGAAAUGCGAACACGAUCUCCUACUCGGACUCCAAUCAGAUCCUCUUCGUCGAUCAGAAAGUCCGCAUCGAGCCUACGUUGCUCGGCUAUUUGAACUGCAUGAUCACGCCUUCGCUACCUGCAGGACUCACCUUGGCUUCGGAUUGCACCAUCGAAGGAAGUCCUACCGUUGCAUCGGGAUACACGACCUAUUACGUGACGUCGGGGUCGUAUCAAGGCAGUCUGGUCCUCACGGUGCGCAGCUGUAGCGGAACGAUCGUCAAAUUCGCUCGAACCUACCAGCAAGCGGCGUCCAACGAGGGAUUCGUGGUGAUCAACUCGGUGACCAGCGAUGUGAUUCUCUCCGUUCCGCUCAACUCCCCGAUCGUGGACUACGUCGAGUGGUCCUCGACGCUCUGCUUGACCUCCGCUUCCUACACGGUGACGCUUCUCUCCGCGACCGAUGCCUGGCAGGCCGGAUCGUUCUUGUUCAUCACCUCGAAUCUCCCCAACGGCGAAGAGGACGAACUGCUGCGGAUUCGAGCCGAUUCGAACCUCGACCUUCCCUCUUCGUACAUGUUCUCGACGGAAUACAUCGUCCCCGUCCGCUCUUAUUGGUUCUACAAAAUGGGAUCGCUGCCGUCGCUCUGGUACACUUCGGAUGUCAGCAACUGGGGGCUGAACACGGCCGGGAACUUCCCGUCCUCGUCCAACCAACUUCAGCUGUACAAGACCAGCGCGAUGAUCUCGAGCAUCGACUUCAUCGCUGGAUUCACCAUUCUGAUUCGCCAUCAAUACGGAUAUGUUCUCAUGAUUAACAGCGUGGAGGCUUUCCGAUUCGGCGUGCGUGGGCAGCUCACUUCGUCUUCUGCAGCCACCGAGACAACGCAGCUUUUCUAUCACGCGGUGUCUCUCCCGAUCCGGUUCCUCAAAAAGGGAUCCAAUUUGUUCGCGAUCGCGAUCGUCACGCCUUCGUCCACGAUCCGCACCUCCGUGUUCGAUUGCGCCAUUCGAUUGGAUGCGGGCAACACCAAUCGCGUGUCCUCGUAUAAGCUCACCGCGGUGGGAUCCAACCUCGAAGGCCAGCCGUCUCGAUUCUUCGAAGACACGAGUUCGUUCUGGAUCGGAAACACGCAGUGCAAAUCGAAUUUGCUGGAUAUUACCUUCGCCAAUGAUCGUCGUGAGUGGGUCAGUAGUGUUUUUCUCCGGCGCGCUACCGGAUAUCCGGGCCCCAAACAAAUCGUGAUUUCAGGCCUCGCGGACGGGUCGUGGAACCAAAUUUACUCCACGACGUCUCUCCAGUGGAACAGCGACGGAACUACGAAGAUCACGUUGCCCCAGACCAACCCAAUCGCUUUCAAUUCGCUGCGGUUUAGCGACUUCAGCACGCUAUCGACCUCUGCGUGUCUCUGGAGACUGCAACAAAUCCAAAUCCUCUCCGAGGCCACGCAAGUCAUCCCCACGCUGGAAUAUCCAGAAGCGGGGCUGAUCGUUCUCUACGUGCCCAUCGAGCCAAUCAAGCCCAUCACCACGGGAUUCAACUUCUUUUCCAUCUCGCCCAGCCUGCCGAUCGGUCUUUCUCUCAACCAAACCACCGGAGAAAUCAAGGGCACGCCCAUCGUCGCUUCGGAAAUGACCAGCUACAUCAUUACUGGGAAGCUGAACGCGCAGGACGCGAUGGGGUCCACAACGAUCAUCAGCUUCUCCGUGAUGGUGUGCGAAGAGCCCAGAACGCUCGUCACGUUGCAUAUCCGCAGCAACGAGCCCAAGUUCAUUAUCUAUAAGGACGAUUCGGUGAUUUCGAGCUCCGAAGAGUAUGAUGUCAUGGGGUCGGUUUCGUCUUCGCCCAGCACGCCGCCCUCGACCACGCUCCCGGCCAAUGUGGAGAACCAGCUCUAUUUCUGUCUGGAGCACGCGCAGUAUUCAUUACAUCUCUUCUCGAGCAGUGAAUCGGGCUGGGACGACAACUCCUAUUUCUAUCUGUCGAUCGAUAACAAUCAGUUCAUUUUCGAAUCGGGCUUUCUGAGCGCGGAGACGAUGGUGAUUCCGUUCUCGUCCUUCACGCCCUUCCAAGCCAUGACGACCACGUGGAAGCUCUACAAAUCCGCUCUCUCGACCUCCGCCUGGAUAGAGCGCGACUUCGACGACAAUUACUGGACGCUUUCGAAGGCGGGUGAUAUCGGAUCGUCCAACUCGAUCACGAUCUUCCUCCGCAAGACGUUCGCCCUCCCCGAUCUCUCCUCCUACGCUCUUCUCAACGUGCGCAUCUCCUACAUCGGAGGCGUCGUGGCGUAUCUGAACGGUCGGCAAUGGGCUCGCUUCAAUCUCGUGUCUCCCUUCACUUCCACGACACGCGGAUCGGUCAUUCAUUCAUCCAGCACGCCUUCCUUCUUCCACGUGAUUCUCGCCCAAGCCAGAGUUCGCGAAGACAAGAACGUGAUGGCGUUCGAGGUCCAUCGCGCCAAUGGCGAGUCCACCACCGCUCCCUUCACGUUCGAUGCGACGGGACUCGUUCUGGUAGCGGACUGCUCGAUCGCCAUGGACUCGUAUGUGUCGGUUUCGGGAACUGCUCCCUCGGAAGGCGUCUCGAGCUUCUUCUUCGAUUACGAUCCAUCGACCUACGCAGUGAUCGACAACGGAAGCGGAUCGACGGUCAACUGGGAAGUGGAGAAUCUGGAGGGAACCACCUUCACGUCCUUCGCGAUUCUGGAGCGAUCUGCGCGGUACUCGCUCGGAUUCAGCGUGCGAGCGCGGCAAGCGAGCACAGAGGGCUACACCACGCUGCUGAAUCCCGGGAAUCAGAACCUCCCAGAGCGAACGCGGUCGCAAUGGACGAUGAUCACGAAGAUCAGCACUUAUCGGCAAUUCCGUCUCACGCUGACCAACAUUCUGAACGGAGGAAUCGACGCAGCGAACAUCUACUUGCAGUACUGCAAAGGAGACAUGACGGAAAUGGCGUGGUACUACAAAGUCGCGGAGGGCGAGGUCCCCAGCGAUUGGACGACCAGAGAGUCGCUCGAUUGGCCCCUCACGACCGGCUCGUUCCCCACGGCUUCGAGCGUCACGCAGUACUAUCAGGGCGUCACGAGUCUUCUCUAUCUCCCGUUCUAUCAUCAUAUCCUCAUCACGGUGAACGUCAAGGCCGGAGCCAUCAUCUACCUCAACGGCAACGAGCUGCUCCGCGUCAAUCUCCCUUCCACGGGCGUUACAUCCUCCACCGAAGCGACCAACCAGCACGAGUACGCGACGACCUACAUCAUCGCCGAGCUGAUCGAGCUGGGAAAUGUCCGGCUGGGCGAGAAUUUCUUCGCGGCGGAGAUGCAUCGCUAUCUCCAGAACGAAAACCCGAACAGUUUCUCUCUGUCGGUGGAGUACGUGGAGGACGAUCAGCGCGUCAGCGACGCGGCCGUUGGAAGCACCGAGCCUUCCCAAGACGGAGCCAACGGCUCGCUGUAUCUGUUCGAUAGCAACGUCAACACGGUGACGAUCAUUCCGCACCGCUGCGUGGGUCUCGCGAUCUUCUGGGACUUCGCCACGCGCUACGAGGUCGUGAACAAGAUCGUCAUGACCAACGGGCCCGACCACAACGAGCGAACUCCGCGGGGAUGGAAGUUCUACGGCCGUCGCGCGGGCGAGGACUGGGUUCUGCUGCAGCUGCAGGAGAACGUGACGUUUGCGGGGCUGAAGCAGACGCAGGAGUUCGAAGUGACGAACGUGGACUCGUACAACGCCUACCGAAUGGUCAUCUCGCAGUGCGAGUCGGACACGUUCCAGCUCGCCGAUAUCCAGCUCUAUUCGCACGCCCAGACCGGCAGCUGCGAGGAGAGCGACGACUUCAAGCCCACCGCCAACGGGGACAACGCCUGGCAGGAGGGCGACGGCUGUGACGUGAACUACGACGGCGGCUUCGCGCGGAAGUGCACCAACGGCGAGUGGUCGGACGUGUUUCUGCUCUGCGUGCUGCGAGCCCCGGUCGGCAUUCACUACCCCGAGAAAGCCUUCGAGGUCCGGACCAACCGGCCGAUCGCUCCCAUCGCUCCCGAGAUCAUCGCGAAGGAGUUCACGCUGACGAUCGCGCCCUCGCUCCCGGACGGUCUGGAGUUCAACGCGUCCAACGGCACGAUUUCUGGAACUCCAAGCGUCCUCUCCGCCGCGAAAACCUACACGAUCACCGUCUCCAACGUCAUGGGCUCGCUCGCCACCGUCAUCUCCCUCACCGUCGUCCAAGGCCCCAUCGACUGCCCCGCGGCCGACGGCCUCCCCGCGAUCCUGGACGGCGAGACCGCUCCGUUCGCGUGUCCCGCGUACCACCGCGGCUGGACGAUUCUGCGCUGCGUGACGGGCGUCGUAGGCGUGUUCGAGAACCACUGCACGAUCUCCGACCCGGCCUUCGGCCUGGGCGUCCAAUCGCUCCCGCUCCGCCUCGGCGAAGCGAUCCCCGCUCUGUCCGUCGUGUCGUCCCUCCCUCCCAUGACGUUCUCCAUUGCCCCCGCGCUCCCCGCGGGGCUUUCCUUCGUCGACGGCGUGCUGAGCGGCUCCCUGUCCGCUCUCUUCACCUCCCAGAGCUUCCAAAUCACCGGAUCGCUCGCCGCUGCCACGCUUCGCGACGUGCUCAUCGACCUGAACACCCCUGCCCCGCUUCUCCAGAUCGUUCCUGCCCAGCCCCUCAAUUUCUCCGCUUCUCUCACGCUCUCCGCCCUCCCUUGUCCCCAGGACGCCCUCUUCCCCGAAACGCCCAGCGGAGAAACCGCGUCCAUCACGUCGGAUUGCCCGCCCUUCCACACCGGACAGACCACUCGCUUCUGCCGCUCGGGCGUGUGGGACGAGCCGCAGCGCGUCUGCUCCGUUCUCCCGGUCACCAACUUCCAAUACACGCCCUCCUCGCUCACCGCGCAGGUCGGACAGAGCGUUCAUUACACCGUUCAGUUCACAGGAAUCGUCACUUCCUUCGCCACCGACCCGGCUUUGCCCGCUGGACUCAGUCUUGCCGAGUCUGGCGACAUUGCGGGCGUGGUUUCCGAGCUGCAGGCGUCACAGCUGUACACGAUCCGCGCGAUUUCGUCGGAGAGCGCGUCCCAAACGACGGUGAUUUCGCUGACGGUGGUGGAAGCGGGCUGUCUGCGCGACGACGUGCAGCUGGCGCACGGCGAAACGUUCACGCAGAGCUGCGACGAGACGCACGCGACGUCGUAUGAAGUGAAGUGCGUGAAUGGGGAGUUCGAGAUCGUGAGUUCGACGCCCUGCGCGAUGGCGCCGCCGUCCGAUUUGGCGUACGAAGCCGCGUUCUUCUCCAUCUUCGUGAACACGCCGUUCUCGACGAAUUUCCCCGCGGUGACGGGGCAGAACGUGACGUUCGCGGUGCAGCCGGCGCUUCCGUCGGGGCUGUCGAUCGACGCGACGACGGGAAGAGUGUUCGGGGAGGGGAAAGUGUCGGCCGCGCGGAAAGCCUACACGAUCACGGCGAGGAAUCCGGCGGGAGCGACGACGACGGUAAUCGAGCUGAGCGUUGUGUUCCCGGUGUGCGAGGCGAUGGAGGACGUGGAGGGAGCCGAUGUGGGAGUGAGCGUGGUGCUCCCGUGCAAUGCGUCGUUCAUCGGAGAACAGAUGAUUACGUGUCGAGUGAACGAGAAGGCGGAGGUGGGGUGGAGCGAAGUGCAGGGAUCGACAGUUCUAUAUGGUACUCUUGGCGAUUCUUGUGCUGGCCGUCUUGUCUUUGUUGUUCCUGCUUUGCGCUAUUUGUUGCUGCAAGCGGAAGGGUCGACGGCGACAGCGUAUACCCCCUCCUGA